AUGGAAGCAGUCCCGACGCCGACUGUGACCGAGCUUGUACAUCACAAGCAUUCGCAUCGCCGCCGAUCCUCAGCUUCCUCAAAUACCUCGACUUCAAACCGCCGCUUCAGCUCCCACUCCAUAUACGCCCGAUCUGUAAUGAGCAAACUCACCCUACCCCUCGACAACGCAAAGCAGCCAAACACCAACAAGGACAACGACCUCACGCCCCGCGCCGCAUCCGCUGAGCCACAUUUUCCUGCUGUUGCGCCUGCAAAGAACGUGCAGGCUCUCAAGGAGAGCGCCCUCCAAAAUGGCCAGCUGAAAGCGGUCCCGAAUCCAGUCAACCAACAGCACCACAAUGGGAGUUUGGUCACAAAGGAUGGCGUGGGCACUGCCUUGAGUGACACCCCACUGCCAUCUGUUCCGGGAAGUCCGCGCGAGUAUGGAAAACCGCCGUCGCAGAGCACUUCCUACUUCGCUGACCGUGACAGCGCCCUAACCCGCAAUAGCUCCACCACAUCGACCCCGCGGUUACGGCCUACCACGCUCGAUAUUCCCGGUCUGACCAAGUCCAAGGUCUCCCCCGACGGCAAGAUCGCACAGCGAGAUGUCGGCUCCAAGCUUGUCAUUGUCAUGGUUGGACUGCCCGCGCGAGGCAAAUCAUACAUUACAAAGAAGAUGGCACGGUAUCUGAACUGGCUGCAGCACGAUACCAAGAUUUUCAACGUGGGAGAGAAGCGGAGAGUAGCUGCGAGUCACAGUGGAUUCAGGCUCUCGCAAGCAAACCUCGAGCGCGUCUCUUCACACGUCAAGCAGGCCAUUGAGGAACAUCAAGACUCACUUCCGCAGAUCGCGGCGAAAAUUCUUAUCAAUGGCGACCCCGCGCACGAUGGGCCCAUAGACCCACAGAACAUGCCGGACCCACGCCGGGGUAGCACGGCCAUUGCGGAGGACGAGGACGGCCCACCAUUACCACCACCACGAGUCGAGGUCACAUCACCAGGUCCCAAGGCGCCUUCGCCAAACAAUGAGACGGUAACGGAGGAGGAAGAGUCGAUGGACCAGUCAGCCGACUUUUUCGACCCACAAAACCAACGGGCAGCAGCUUUGCGUGAGCAAUGCGCUAUGGAGACUCUGGACGAUUUGCUGGAUUACAUUCUGAAGGGCAGUGGGUCGGUGGGCAUAUUCGAUGCGACCAACAGUACGCUGGCCCGACGACAGCAAAUCAUGGAGCGGAUACGAGAUCGUGCGGGGCCAGAACUCAACGUUUUGUUCGUCGAGAGCGUUUGCCGUGAUCAGAACCUCCUGGAAUCCAACAUGCGCCUGAAGCUAUCGGGUCCAGACUACGCAGACAAGGAUCCGGUCGCAGCCUUGGCAGACUUCAAGAAGCGCGUGGCCAUAUACGAGAAGAACUACGUUCCAAUCGGCGAUUACGAGGAGGACAACAACAUGCCCUACGUCAAGAUGGUGGAUGUUGGCCGGAAGAUGAUCUCGCAUCAAAUCAAGGGUUUCCUUGCAGGCCAAGCUGUCUACUACCUCCUCAACUUCAACCUUGCACCGCGUAUGAUCUGGAUAACGAGACACGGCGAAUCAGAGGACAAUGUUGCCGGAAAGAUUGGCGGUGACUCCGACCUUAGCGAGAACGGGCAAAAGUACGCAAAGGCCAUGACACGCUUCAUUGCCGCACAGCGCAAAGACUGGGCCGUUCGACAAGCAGACAAGAUGGCCAACACUCACUUCCCUCCGGUGGCAGGCGACCACACCCCUCCGAACCCCUACUACAGCCACGAGCUUGAACAACGCAACUUCUGCGUCUGGACCUCGAUGCUCAAGCGCGGUAUCCAAACUGGCCAAUACUUUUGCGACGAAGAGUUCGAACUUAAACAAAUGCGCAUGCUGGACGAGCUGAAUGCGGGUCUCAUGGAGGGCCUCACCUACGAAGAAAUCCGCAAAAAAUAUGCAGACGAAUACCUCCAACGGCGCCGUGACAAGCUGGCUUACCGCUACCCCGGCCCCGGUGGUGAGGGCUACCUCGACGUCAUCAACCGUAUCCGCCCUGUCAUCGUAGAGCUAGAGCGCAUGACGGAUCACUGCCUGCUCAUCACCCAUCGAAGUGUUGCCCGUGUAUUGUUGGCGUACUUCCAGGGCCUGAAGCGUGAGGAUGUGGCGGAUUUGGAUUGCCCGCUCGGCAUGCUGUACCAGCUUGAGCCUAAGCCUUAUGGCGUUGAGUUUAAGGCUUGGAGGUACAACAGUCAGACAGAUGACUUUGAUCAUCUGCCGGAUUACAAGCUGAGGAGGGGCGCGCCAAUGGCAAACAACUAG
Molecule: messenger RNA, 2304 nt
Organism: Alternaria burnsii
Lineage: Eukaryota; Fungi; Ascomycota; Dothideomycetes; Pleosporales; Pleosporaceae
Product: bifunctional 6-phosphofructo-2-kinase fructose--bisphosphate 2-phosphatase
Exons: 1
Coding region: 1-2304 (767 amino acids)
Biological process (GO): fructose 2,6-bisphosphate metabolic process; fructose metabolic process
Cellular component (GO): cytosol
Molecular function (GO): ATP binding; 6-phosphofructo-2-kinase activity
Source: RefSeq, a predicted model, not a curated record